AUGGAUGUUGCUGCAGGACUCCUUGGCACAGGCGUAGACGUUCAUCCAUUUGUAAGAAUAUCAUCAGAACUCGUUUUCAGAGAAGAGACUGAACCGUCUAAAUUCUUCAAUUAUGAGGAAGGUGGUGAACCUGUAUGGCUGACCAGAACAGAUCUGCGACGUCUUGAAAAUGCAGUAAACAUGCGUCUCUUAGAAUGGCUAGAGUCAGAUCAAAAUAAGCUGAAGUGUGCUAUAGAUAAACUUGGUUUUAACAUACAAGAGCAGAUCGAUUAUAGAAGCAAACCUAUCCUUCAGUGCGCUGUUGCAUUGAAGAACAUAACACCGUUGGUGAUGGAACUGAAACGUAAAGCAAUAUUACCGGCGAUUUAUUUCAAUGAAAAUCGCCAAGUGUGUAAGCUGCUUGCAGAGAAACUUUUCGAACAUUUAGAAAAAUCACAAAGUGAAUUCGAAUCAAUUGCCGAGUUUAAGGAUAAAUUUAUAAUAAGGGAUGAACAUGUGCGUAAAUUUUGUUCAUUUCUUGCUGUUUAA
This is a messenger RNA of Anisakis simplex (herring worm), 528 nucleotides long. The record is from the annotation of a GenBank genome assembly. Lineage: Eukaryota; Metazoa; Nematoda; Chromadorea; Rhabditida; Anisakidae.